Messenger RNA from Chanos chanos (milkfish), 1625 nucleotides. RefSeq lists its product as uncharacterized. The coding region runs from base 18 to 1283 and encodes 421 amino acids. NCBI's taxonomy places the organism in Eukaryota, Metazoa, Chordata, Actinopteri, Gonorynchiformes, Chanidae. The transcript has 4 exons. The record is from RefSeq and is a predicted model, not a curated record.
UAGCUAAAGUGCUGGAAAUGAUGCAGUUCGAUUGGGAACCUCUGUCUCAUAGUGAACUGGACCAGCGUCUGGACCAGGCUGUGGAAGAAAUCAUAGAGGCAGACCUGAUUGAAAAGGUGCAGGGACAGUGUGGCCCUGUAAUACUGCACGUGUCUCAGCCAGAGGAUCCGAUACCCACCACUUCAGAACAAACACAAACACAAGUGGCGUUUCUGCUUUCGGGAUCGCCAGCGCCUUCCACUUUCGUGGUACACGGAUCCAGAGAGAGGGAAACACAGGAGCAGUCAAACGAUGCUGCAGAAGGAAACACUGUCGUUCAGUAUGUCACCGAACUCCUCCAAAAUUCAAACUCAAGCUACAGCCAGAGCCGCUUGGCGGGGAGAGCUCGUUUGUCUUUGCCUCACACGGUUCUCCUCUCCCUUACUCUUCUCUCCAAGCGCCUCAGCUACCGCUCUGUGUCUUCCAGCUUUCGUCUGGAGAAGGGGAACAUUCAUCGUAUCUUUUUCUCCUUCUGUGAGCGAGCAAAUGCACUUAUGGAUCAACAAAUACGAUGGCCAAUGGGUCAGGAGGCUCUUGAGCACCUGCUCCCUUUCUCCAGUUGGCUUGGCCGGAACGAGGACCUGGAACAGAGAGGCCUGCCACGAGUGCUGGGGGUGUUGGGCCAUACUCGCAUCCCUAUCCGUUUACCAAUCAGCAAGCAGGAUGCUGAGAGCCAUGUGUUAGAUGCCAAGAGGCUAAAGAAGGAAGUCCAUCCAGACUCAUGGCUCAACCUGGAGCUGGUGUGUGAUGGCCAAGGCCGUUUCAUCCACUGCCGUGUGAGCAGAGGCUCAGAGAAGGACAGGGCUAGUGCCCUCCUUAAGAAACUCCAACUCUGCCCUGAGAUGAUGCCGCCAGAGACCUGCAUCGUGGCCAUGGGCGGUUACCCGCUCACCGAGCACAUUCUAACACCGUUUGUCUCAGGUCGAAGCACGCAAGAGAACCUGUACAACAGGUGUGUUGAGACACAUCUUGGUCGUUUCGAACAGGCUGUUGCAGAUCUGAAAGAGCGGUUUCAGAGAUUAAGGUAUUUGGACAUGGGAAACUAUGAGAGGGCAAAGGCUGUGGUUCUGACUGCAUGCAUCCUUCACAAUGCGUUGCUGGACACGGGGGAUGUGGUUGUGGGGAAGGCGGAGAGAGAGACGAGGGAGGAGGAAGGAGGCGCAGAGGAGAGGGAGGCGGGCAGGCAGAGGAGGGACACUGUGGUGCAGCUGCUGUACAGCACUUUGGAAACAGCGACCGAUUGAGGACAUGGUGGUCUUGAACUCAUUUGGAGAAAACUUUUUUUUUUUUUCUCUCAGAAUGGAAAUGGUUUUCAAAUCCAUUUAAUCUAAACUCCUGAUUCAGCUGUGAACUCUUAGUGGCACCGUCUGAGGAUACUGAAUACUGAGCUUUAUUGCAACAUUAAAGUCUGAAUCUGUAUUUCGUACCACUGUUUAUCUGGGAUCUUAAUCUCUUCCCAAGAAGAGACAUGUUCUGGGUUUUAGACCUCAGUGUCUUGGUUUUGGUCAGGCCCUGUUCUAAAGUCCAGGACUGUUCUAAAUAAUUCUUUGUAACUUCUUCAAAUGAAAUACAUAUCUUAUCACAGA